AUGGCUGCCGCAACCGCCUCGUCCACAAUGCGAGAUGGUUUCCGCGCAUCUCUCCGUCAACAGCUAUGCAACGAGUACCCUUACCUUAAUCGUGACGCCCUCGAGGCCAUGCUCGACUCACUCGAAGCUGGCCUUACCAAGGAAGCGCCGGCGACCGCUGCGUCGAUGGGCCGUUCCAACCUUUUAACGUUGCCUUGCGAGCUGCGUGACAUGAUCUAUGAGCUUGUCUUCAAACUCAACGGCGCCAUUAACAAGAUAAGAUUCACCUGUGAUGAAGAGGACGGUUGCAAUGCCAGACCCACGAGAGUUCCACAAGGCUCUCUCAGGCUGUUGCGUGCAUCUAAACCGAUCUGGAAGUCUAUCAGCAUUCACAUCAUGCUCGACCUCCGGUCACAGCUUGAUGGGACCUUCCGCCUCAGCUACGAGGACGACGAUGAUCGCUCGAGGCUUAUUAAGAUGGGACAGAAGCAGUGCGCAAUGAUCGAGAAGCUCGUCUUGGAAUACGCGUACGACAGACCGAAGGUCUGCCGCGAGAAGGUCAUCUUCCCGACCUGCCAAGAAGCUUUUCAGACACUUGGACUGGACAGUCUUGGGGUCAAGGUGGAGGCAUUAGAGCUCAAGGAGUACGCCGAGGACUGGGAUGAUGGAUAG
This is a messenger RNA of Fulvia fulva, 651 nucleotides long. RefSeq lists its product as uncharacterized. NCBI's taxonomy places the organism in Eukaryota, Fungi, Ascomycota, Dothideomycetes, Mycosphaerellales, Mycosphaerellaceae. The transcript has 2 exons. Bases 1 to 651 code for a protein of 216 amino acids. The record is from RefSeq and is a predicted model, not a curated record.